Olea europaea var. sylvestris is the source of this 929-nucleotide messenger RNA. Its product is annotated as 50S ribosomal protein L9, chloroplastic. NCBI's taxonomy places the organism in Eukaryota, Viridiplantae, Streptophyta, Magnoliopsida, Lamiales, Oleaceae. The record is from RefSeq and is a predicted model, not a curated record. Gene Ontology annotation, cellular component: mitochondrion; ribosome. The transcript has 6 exons. Gene Ontology annotation, molecular function: structural constituent of ribosome. Gene Ontology annotation, biological process: translation. Bases 76 to 666 code for a protein of 196 amino acids.
GUGAGUAGCAUUUUGAUAGGAAACUGCACUUUCAAUUCAGGAACUCAACAAGUAGGAAGGGGAGGUACAUUUGAAAUGGCGUCCACAAGUCUAUCAUGGAAUUCUUCUUCAUGGCUUCCCAAUCGUUGCUUAACGAAAAACAUGAACUCUGAUACGACAAAAUUGACGAACAGAACCCCAGUCUUAACGGUCGUGGCUCAAAAGAAAGCCAAGAAAGUAAGAAAGAUAAUAUUAAAGGAUGAUGUGGCAGAAUUGGGGAAAAAGGGACAGCUGAUUGAUGUGAAAGCAGGUUAUCUUAGAAAUUUUCUGCUGCCAAUGGGCAUGGCACAAAUCGUGACACCCGAGCUUCUGAAGGAAAUGAAAAUGGAAGAGGAGAGAAUUGAGGCUGAGAAGAAACGGGUAAAAGAAGAGGCACAACAGCUUGCUCUAAUUUUUGAAACUGUUGGAGCUUUCAAGGUGAAGCGCAAGGGUGGGAAAGGAAAACAAAUUUUUGGAAGUGUCACUGCACAAGAUCUUGUUGACAUUAUAAAGGCGCAGCUUCAGAGGGAUGUGGACAAAAGAAUUGUCUCUCUUCCAGAGAUUCGAGAAACAGGAGAAUAUGUUGCAGAGCUAAAGCUCCAUCCCGAUGUUACAGCUCGAGUGAGGCUGACUGUGUUUGCUAAUUAAGGGCCGACACUUACUGGAGCAACUCUCACCAGGCCCUAAAUUUAAUUUUCAUGGUGGUAAUUCAUAUUAUUAUUUUGAAAAAGAAAUGGAACAUUUAGGACCAUGGUCAGUCUGCAUACAUAAUGAAGGAUGUUUUAUUCUAGAUUUCAACAUUUUGCACUUCCUUUUACUUGUAUUUAUUUCCUGUACAUUCCCCAGGAUGAGCAAAAAUGAAAAGGGAAUGGGUUUCCUGAAUAUUUACUGGUCUUCAUUUUUAUAAUACU